UGGUUCGAGAUUCUUCUUUGUUCGAGAUUACCUCUCUAUACAGUUUCAAAUUUUUAUAAAUUUGACAAUAGCAAAAAUUCAAUAUGACUUGGGAAGAAAUUAAACCCAAGAUUUCUGUGCCAAUAUUUUGCGCUCUCACACUCUGUCUCUUUCUGGCAGAUAUACUAAUUGACGAGACAAAAUAAAAAAAAAGCAGAAAGAUAACGCACAACCCGACAAUGAUAAAUGAAGUAAGAGUAUCUCAGGACAUACCAGCAUUUCAAAAGGACAUUGCGCUCGAUAGAUUAUCGUCUUUAGUAGCUCAACAAGCUCGUAGGAAUGUAAUCAUCGUCGACGAUGCGUCAACGGAUGGACAUGCCGUUGAGAAAACACUGAAACAGACACCCGAUACGUUCAUGCAAAAUAUGAACAAAGUCUCUAAUAAAGUCUUUAUAAACAUUAAAAACGAGAAAAAAAAUAUUGAACAUGGAGAUACGGGGAUACCGGCCAAAAAACAUUCUCUUUACAAGAUUCCCUUAACAACAUUGCAAGAUGAAGAAUUGAUAAAACAGAAACAGCAUGGAAAUAUAAUCACCGAUCGUGAAGCUACUACACUUUUAUUGCCAAAUGUUCCAACUACGUUAAAUACAGCUAAUAAGCUUCAUCGUAAGCCUGUAAUCACACCUUCGGAAUCUGUGGAAUUGUUCGUAAAUACGCUGCCGAAAUUAGAAAAUUCAGAGAAUAUCGGGGUGCAGAAUAUGCAGAUGGAAGUUCCAUCGAUCGACUCGUUCACUCCGUUGGAAGCGGCCGCUAUAUCGUGCGUUCUCGAGGAAUGUUUAGAUCAGCUCGCCAUAAUAGGAUUCAUGCUACCGGCCAAGGUUGACUCACGCUGGGACGACACGUUUAAGACGAUCGACGAGACGUACGGAGUGCCCGACGAGCCUAGAACGAUCUUCAGGGAAGAUAUGGGUCUCUUACCAAUUGUACCUACAGAGGCUGAAAAAAUGCAGAGGGAUAGGAAUUAUACAUAUCAAGUUCUCGAGAGAGUUCUUCGCGACAUAAAAAACAAUGGCAAAUUCGAUAGUCUGCAAAAAGAAAUUGAUAAUAUCGCAAAGAAGCAGGAAGGCGAUCAUAAUCUCGAAGCAAAUGCUCAGAUCAGGUUCAGCCAAGCUGAGGAACUCCAGGGACUGCUAGAAUCUGAAAAGAAAGAGAAUGAAGAAGACCGAAAAAAGACGAUAAGACUCGCGCAGGAAAGCGAUGCACAAGUCGACCACGCGAUAUUUUUAAAUAGCGGAAAAUUAGGCUAUGCGGAAAAAUGGGAGAAGGCCAGAUUGGAACAGCAGGAACUCAAAUUGCAUCUACAAAGAAAAGAUAUGCUAAACAAAUUGAGCGACUACUCAAAGGAACAUAACGCGGAGCAAAUUAUAUCAGCGGAAUUGAAUGCUUACUUAGAGGCGGACAUCAAAGAGAAAGAAGAGCAGGUAGUUAUGUGGACGAAGAAAUAUAACGAGGAACUUGUGGAACGGCAGCAGGAAAUCGACGAAUUAAAGCGUCUUAUAGAAGAACAAAAAUUAGAAAUGGAAGAAAUGCGCGCUUUGAUAGACAAGCGACAAAAACUUAUCGACGAAUGCAUCGCCGAAGAGAAAAGAUUGCAGGAAGAAGCGAAGCUAAACAAAGCUGCAACUAUUAUCCAAUCGAUAUGGAAAGGUCACAUGGUGAGGCAACAAUUAGGAAAGUACAAAAACUUGCUAAAACGAUUGAGAAAACGGAAGAAAUUAAGUAAACAGAAAAAAGAACGUUUGAUGAAAAGAAAAGAAAAAAAGUAGUCAAAAGAAAAGUUCAUAAAAAAGGGGCUUUGGCGCCUGAGCAAACAAUACAAAAUUCGAUGUUUUAUUUUAGCGAGCGCUUAUGCUUUCUUUACAUAUAUACUAAUAAUGCCUUCUCGAUGUAUCUCUGUAAUGGUAUAUAAAUUAUUCAAAUAUAUUUUUAAA
Molecule: messenger RNA, 1970 nt
Organism: Formica exsecta
Lineage: Eukaryota; Metazoa; Arthropoda; Insecta; Hymenoptera; Formicidae
Product: dynein regulatory complex protein 9-like
Exons: 7
Coding region: 219-1805 (528 amino acids)
Biological process (GO): cilium organization
Cellular component (GO): motile cilium; cytoplasm
Molecular function (GO): protein binding
Source: RefSeq, a predicted model, not a curated record